Messenger RNA from Triticum aestivum (bread wheat), 624 nucleotides. RefSeq lists its product as uncharacterized. NCBI's taxonomy places the organism in Eukaryota, Viridiplantae, Streptophyta, Magnoliopsida, Poales, Poaceae. The transcript is spliced from 2 exons. Bases 123 to 509 code for a protein of 128 amino acids. The record is from RefSeq and is a predicted model, not a curated record.
CAUGUCGCUGCUGCCUCGGCUUUUGCCCGGUCAAGGGCACGUUGCUCCUCGACGGAGGUCAUCGCAAAGCGGCACACUGGGCAGCGACGGUUAAAGCGAAGCCAGUCGAAGAUGCAGCGCUGAUGGAAGGAGUGGUAGCAGCAGGGCAUCCUCCUCAGCUUCUUUCCGCCUUCCACGAAAUCCUCAAGGCACACCGCGCAGUGCGGGAGAUCGCGCCGCCCCGGAGGAGGAGGUCGCCCCGGCGGCGUCGGAUGCACGGUCGCGAACGUCGGAGGAGCGUCCGCAAGGUCGAGGAGGAGCGGAGUGCGGAGCUGCGGGAGCAGAGUACGCCGGAGGGCGGGACGAUACCGAAAGCAGGAGGAAUGGCGGAGCUCGCGCGAGCCGGGGCAGGGUGCCUCACCGCAGGAAGAAGAAAAGUGAGGGGAAAGGAAGAGAAGUGGGGUGAGCGCUGUGAGGAGGAAAAGCUGUUCGUUCGCUGCGUUGGUCGCUGCGCGAACGUUUCCAAAUGAUGACCUGGCACCAGGCUCCUGUCCAGACUCGUGCAAUUUGAUUAGACGGGGCUAAGAGCAUUCCUCGAGCCAAGAUAAUCUUAUGUAAGCAGGGUAUAAGACUUGUUUGUUCGGG